AUGAGCGACAUCAGCUCGGACAACAAGCAGGAUGACACUCUCAACCGCAUGAAGACGGCCGAGAGUGUCUUCCUGCCCAUCUCGCGCGAGACCUUCGAGAAGCUCUACCUGAGCCCCAAGCACCCCUCGGUCGAAGGCAACCUUAGGAAGAAGCUGGGUAACCCCACGCCUGUCUGUCUGGUUGGUUUCUUGAUUGCUUCGACGCCGAACGCGUGCAUGCUCAUGGGGUGGAGAGGCGCUGGAGGAAACGGCAGUGCCCUUAUCCCGACGUAUAUCUUCUUUGGCGGCAUUAUCCAGCUUCUCGGUGCAAUUGGCGAAUGGAUCAUUGGAAACACUUUUACCUGCGUAGUCUUCUUCACUUACGGAACCUUCUGGCUCGUCCAAGGCGGCGGCCUCAUGCCCUUCUUCGGUGCUGGAAUGAAUUAUGCAGAGGGUAAUAAUUUUGAAGGACUGGAAACGGCAAGCUAUCAUGCAACAGUGGCAUAUUACUUUAUAUCUCUCGGAAUUCUCACAACCAUAUACCUCAUCUGCUCGCUGCGUACGAACCUCUGUCUAUUCUCCGCACUGUUCCUUCUCGUCAUCACAUUCGGUCUGCUCGCCGGCGCAUACUUCCAGAUCGCGAACGGGGCGAUGGAUGUCGCAGCAAAGUUGCAAGAGGCUGCUGGUGCAUUCAAUUUCGCGCUGUGCUGGCCCAUUUGGUGGAUUCUUCUAACGCAGGUCCUGGAAGCGGUCGAUUUCCCGAUUGCUCUCCCCGUUGGUGAUCUGAGCAGCCUUGUCAAGGGACGGAGCCAGAGGGCUAAAGUGUCGAAUGCGGUCUAA
Aspergillus puulaauensis is the source of this 819-nucleotide messenger RNA. RefSeq lists its product as uncharacterized. Gene Ontology annotation, cellular component: plasma membrane. The record is from RefSeq and is a predicted model, not a curated record. Bases 1 to 819 code for a protein of 272 amino acids. The transcript is spliced from 5 exons. Gene Ontology annotation, molecular function: acetate transmembrane transporter activity. NCBI's taxonomy places the organism in Eukaryota, Fungi, Ascomycota, Eurotiomycetes, Eurotiales, Aspergillaceae.